AUGCUUCCAACAGUAAAUCAAGACGAAUUAGUCAGACAGCAAUUUUUCCAGGGUUUUACUCCUGAUAAUCAAAUGGAAGCUGGACGAAUCGAUUUAGAAACACCUAUUUCUGGUUUGAGAGAUAAAGCUCAUCAAUUAGUUGGGCUUACCCAGCCUAUAUAUCAGGCUCCAGUAACUACUUCUCCAGGUAUUACAUUUGCUGAGAUCGAAAAGUUAAAUUCGAAAAUGGUAUCCUUACAAGAACAAAUACCACAACCAGCUCAAAUACGCCCCCCUCAAACUUCUCAGAAGAAUGAGGCAUUAGAACAUCUGUAUAUACUUGCACAGCGCUAG
This is a messenger RNA of Paraglomus brasilianum, 333 nucleotides long. The record is from the annotation of a GenBank genome assembly. Lineage: Eukaryota; Fungi; Glomeromycota; Glomeromycetes; Paraglomerales; Paraglomeraceae.